UUCAGGACUUUUGUCUUAAAAAGGACGACUCCGAGUUUCGGAAUUGGAAACAAAUGGGGUCAGACUGGAAUGAAACACAAGACUCUGACCCUGGGGGAUUGAGAGGGCCGCCUAUGGGCUUCUACAGGCGGAAGGUCCGGUAGAGUUACCGUCCCUCUGCCCUUCUGCGUCUUCUCGGCCAAGGACCUGGGCCCCACAGUGCUGCCGCUCCUCCGGCCAAACCCGUUGCUGCCGGUGUUCCUGCCUUCGCUGCCUGUCCUUUCUGGGACUUAUAGCUUAUACUUAAGUCCCGGUACUAAAAGUUUUAAUAAGCAUCUGUAUAGUGAGCCCUUAGUUGGCGCCAACCAGUUUGCUGAGGAUUUAAUAGCCUUACAUUUAAUAGCGUCUCAACAUCUAACUAUUACAUCCCUUUUAUGGUGAAUGUCAGUGGCAGAACUGACAAAUCCAGGCCUACCAGACUCCCUUGGGUCAAGCACUUCUAUUUUACUGCCCCAAUAGCUUGCAUUUUAGUUUUUUGUUAUAAAAAUAUAAUGAACCCUCAGCUAUUCAUCACCCAAAUUUUAUUCUUCAGCUAAAUCGCAAGCCCAGAGCAAGCCUCACCUCUCAGAAUAAAUCUUUAUGGCAGCCUGUGGGUUAUAAAUAAUCCAUAAAGUAAGUCCCAUCUUCUUGGCACUGGCCAAUGACUGCCUCUUGACAAUUCUUUGCCUACCUCCUAUUACUUGAGAACGUAAUACACACGAGAGACUAGUAAGUGCUUUACAAACAUUAUUAAUUAUAGGGAAUACUUUGGAUUUAUGUGCAGGCCUUUGCUAAGGGCUUUAUAUGCUUUAGCUCUUUUAAUCCUGUGAGACUGAUGAUUUGCUCAUUUUAUACAUGAGAAAACAGGCACGAUUAAUAAAAUUGUCGAAAGUAAGGGUUUGGACCCACCCUGCUCGACACCACUGUCUAUACUCGUUAACCACGAGAUUCUGUAGCUUCUUGCAGUAAUAAAAAUUAAGUGAAUGAACUCGUGUGUCCGCAGACUUUUCUGGAGGGUGUACAUGGUUUCUCCAAUGAACAACUUCAGAGAGAAAGCCGCCCAUCCACAUACUUCAGCACCUGGUACAUACCUGUUGUAAAGCACUUACCAGGUGGUAUUGCAAUGAUUUGUUUACACAGCUAGUUCUCCUUAGACUGACUUCUUCAAGGCCAGGGACUAUGGCUUACUUUUAUGUUCCCAGGGCUUAACCAGUUCCUGACAAACAACUGGAACUCAAAAACAGUUUGCUCAGUGAGUGACUGGUAGGAUCAACCCAUCUCUCUUCAGUGCUGCACAGGACAGCAGCAGUGCCCUGAGCACAAGCAACUGACAACUGAAGGAAUGGAUGGGAAAGAGUUUCCAGAGCCCCACCUGGGCCAGUGGUAUUUUAUCGCAGGGGCAGCUCCCACCAAGGAGGAGUUGGCAACUUUUGACCCUGUGGACAACAUUGUCUUCAACAUGGCUGUGGGCUCUGCCCCCAUGCAGCUCCAGCUUCGAGCAACCAUCCGCACGAAAAAUGGGCUUUGUGUGCCCCGGAAAUGGAUCUACCACCUGUCUGACGGGAGCACAGAUCUCAGAACCGAAGGCCGCCCUGACAUGAAGACCAAGCUCUUCUCCAGUGCAUGCCCAGGUGGAAUCAUGCUGAAAGAAACAGGCCAGGGUUACCAGCGCUUCCUCCUCUACAAUCGCUCACCCCACCCUCCUGAGAAGUGUGUGGAGGAAUUCCAGUCCCUGACCUCUUGCCUGGACUUUAAGGCCUUCUUGCUGACUCCCAGGAAUCAAGAUGCCUGCGAGCUGUCCAGUAACUGACCUGUGGCUUCACCUAUGCCCUCCAGAUGGAUACAGCAGGAACUUGUAUGGUGAAAGGAGAAGCUGGAGACUCCCAACUCUUUCAAAAGUAAUAAAGAUGAUUUUCCAAUCCUCAUCUCAUUUGGGG
Dama dama (fallow deer) is the source of this 1955-nucleotide messenger RNA. RefSeq names its product apolipoprotein M (gene APOM). NCBI's taxonomy places the organism in Eukaryota, Metazoa, Chordata, Mammalia, Artiodactyla, Cervidae. Bases 1361 to 1828 code for a protein of 155 amino acids. Gene Ontology annotation, biological process: high-density lipoprotein particle assembly; high-density lipoprotein particle clearance; cholesterol efflux. Gene Ontology annotation, molecular function: lipid carrier activity; phospholipid binding. Gene Ontology annotation, cellular component: low-density lipoprotein particle; high-density lipoprotein particle; very-low-density lipoprotein particle. The transcript has 7 exons. The record is from RefSeq and is a predicted model, not a curated record.